Cannabis sativa is the source of this 2121-nucleotide messenger RNA. RefSeq lists its product as uncharacterized. The record is from RefSeq and is a predicted model, not a curated record. Gene Ontology annotation, molecular function: zinc ion binding. Lineage: Eukaryota; Viridiplantae; Streptophyta; Magnoliopsida; Rosales; Cannabaceae. The transcript is spliced from 4 exons. Bases 1 to 2121 code for a protein of 706 amino acids.
AUGGAGGAGGACGAUUACUGUGAUUGUGAGGCCCAAGAAAAGACUAUUUUUGAAGGUUCAAUUGGAUCUAAAACUCAAACAAGUGAGCAUGUUGCUCAAGGCCAAACCGAAACCCAGCUAGAUGAUGUAUUUAAGGAAGCAGAAUAUGCUCCUGAGGCUAAAGACUUAGAGGAAGAGGGCAUUGCAGAUCCAAGUAAAUGGUGGGGUUCUGUCAAUAAUUUUUGCAGCCAAAUUAACCAAGAAGACUCUGAGGGGGGCUAUGAAGAGGAAGAUGAAUUAAGAAGCUUGCCUAGUGAUGAUGAAGAUGUGCAUCGGUCAAAAAAGUCUAACAUGGAGUUUGAUCCAAGGACUAAGCCUGAGGAGAUCAAGUUUGAAGAGGGUAUGUUGUUCCCUACUAAUGAGCAUUUAAGAAAAGCUUUGAAAGAGUAUUUUGUUACUAGUGAUAGAGAAUUCAAGUAUGUAUCCAACGAUAGUUUAAGGAUUCGAGCUAAAUGCAAGGGCAAUGGGUGUACAUGGCUUCUUUAUGCUAGAAGAAUGAGAGAUGAUGGCACAACAUUCAGGAUCAAUAAAAUGAAAGGCAAGCAUAAUUGUGGGAUUGUAUUCGAGAACAGCUUAGUAGAUGCAGACUGGAUUGCAAAACAUUACUUGGAGAAGUUCAGACAAAACCCAAACAUGAACUUCAAGUCUUACAGACAGAUGACAUCUGAUAGUAAGUACUCUAAAGUUUCCUUUUGGACUUUUUAUCGGGCUAAAAAUAAAGCUAGACACAUUAUUAAUGGUACAGUGAAAGACCAAUACGCAAUUCUUCACGACUAUUGUACACAAAUAUUAAAACUCAAUCCAGGUAGCACAGCUUUGAUCAAAACCAACUUGGUCAAUGAGAAAAGAGUUUUUGAAAGGGUGUACAUAUGUCUUGCAGCAUGUAAAGUUGGUUUCAAGUAUUGUAGACCCAUCAUAGGAUUAGAUGGAUGCUUCUUGAAAGGUUAUUGCAAAGGUAUGUUACUUGCUGCAAUUGGGAUAGAUGCAAAUAAUAGUAUGUUUCCUCUUGCAUAUGCUGUUGUUGAGAAAGAAAAUACUGACAGUUGGACAUGGUUUGUCGGGCUGGUUAAAGAGGACAUAAAUGUAGCAGACACAAGAAGCUUCACUUUCAUAUCUGAUAGACAGAAAGGCCUCGAGAAAGCUUUGGGUACAACUUUUGAAGGCUCUGAAAUUAGAUUCUGUGUGAGACAUCUUUAUGAAAACUUCAAGAAGGAGUUUCCUGGAUUGUUGUUGAAACAAGCACUAUGGGCAUGUGCUAGAUCGACUACCUCUGAAGAGUUCAAAAGAAAAAUGAAUGACUUGAAGGAGAUUUCUGAACCAGCAUAUAAUUGGUUGAUGAAAAAGGCACCCACAGAAUGGUCAAAAUCACACUUUAGGACUUCAGUAAAGUGUGAUAUGCUCCUUAACAAUCUUUGUGAGAGCUUCAAUUCAGCAAUCUUAGAUAGCAGAGACAAAAUGAUAAUCACUCUUUUAGAGUCAAUACGUUUCUGGUUGAUGGAAAGGAUGUGCAAGCAAAGAGAUAGUGUCUCUAAAUGGAAUUUUUCUGUUGGAAAGAGGAUCUUUGAUAUCAUUGAGAAGAACAAAAAGGUAGCACAACAAUGCAUUUGCACAAAGUCAAUUGGUGGAUCAUUUCAAGUUACUUACAUAACAGGCCAAGUAUUAUCUGUUGAUUUGGAGACAAGAACAUGUACAUGUAGAUCAUUUGAUCUAACAGGUAUACCAUGUGGUCAUGGCAUAGCUUGUAUAUGGUUUUCUAAUCUUGAUGAAUACCAAUUUGUGGAUCCUUGCUACAAGAAGGAAGCCUUCAAAGCUAUCUAUGCAAAGGGUACUGCACCAAUGCCUAGUCCUGAUGAAUGGGAGAACAAAGGGAAAAGUCCAAUCCUUCCUCCACCUGAAACUAUAUUGCCUGGGAGGCCAAAAAAAUCAAGGAACAGAGAAAGGGAUGAACCUCCAGCAGUCACACUUUCAGCAGUGUUUUUAGUGGAGUUUUUUUUAGCUAUUUCUACUGGUUUUGAGCUCUCAAUUGCUACCCUUUUUAGUCACACUAUCAGCAGUGUUUUUAGUGGGCAUGUAUAUUCUUAG